This is a messenger RNA of Nylanderia fulva, 663 nucleotides long. RefSeq names its product protein NATD1. The record is from RefSeq and is a predicted model, not a curated record. NCBI's taxonomy places the organism in Eukaryota, Metazoa, Arthropoda, Insecta, Hymenoptera, Formicidae.
AUAUAUUAUAAUUAUAAAUAUCUUAUAAUCAAUGUCUGUACAUAUACAUACACAAUGAAGAAACUGAUUUUUCUCUCUGCUAAAGGGUAAUGCAGAUUUCUGUAGUACAUUUAGCAGUUGCCAGGCAACGGCUGAUUGUCAACGUUGACAUAACCUCUUGUUAUUUUCAUUUGUCAUGAUUUUGCAUUAAUAUAUCAAUAUAUAUUUUAGCAAAAUGUAAAACAGCGGAAAUAAUCGAAUAAAUGAAACAAGCAAUAAGUAAUGUAAUAUGUCAGCGACGAUUCCUGCACGUCGUUUAUCACAACGUGGACCGGAGCACUUUUUAUGUUCAGCUGGACGAUGAAUCACGAGCAGUGUUACGAUACAAAACUGAAGGAAAAAUCCUGUACAUGCAAUCGGUGACUGUUCCUACAGACUAUAAAGGCCAAGGUUUAGCACGACUCUUAGCUGAGACAGCAUUUACCUAUGCUAUAGUAAAUAAUUAUUAUAUGUACUUGAGAUGCGAGUACUUGCAGAAGUAUUAUCGUGCUGUGAAGAAUUCUGAUCUGGAGGAACGUAUUGUUGGUCCGCCUCAUAUUCUCGAAGGUCCUGAUUCAGUGAAGUUGGAUCCUGAUACUAUCGAUAAACUGCCAGAUCCUGAAGAUUUCAAGUUUUGAUGACUCG